GUUUUAACAUACUCGUUACUUACUUGUAUGUAUGUGCAGAUAAUCUAUGAAAACGUCGAAUUUUGUAUUAAUUCAAAGCAAUACAUACGGUAUACAUACUAGAGAAGUUUCUACUCUUAAGAUUAUGUAUAGCUGUGAGCACUGAGUGUUAUUGUACUAUAAACUAAACUACAAAUACCAAACCAGGAAGUAAACUUAUGUACAUGCAUGUUGUCUGUACAGUCGACAAGAAAAAGUCAGUGAUCACUGCUGAUCUUGUACUACGAUUCUAUUGGAAUACUGUGGCACUUUGUAUUGCCUGCAGAAGCUCUGGAUGAAAAGUAAAGUCCCUUUUUUCUGUUCUCAGUAGAUGAGACUUUCUCUUCGCUCCUUGUCUCUUGUCUUGAGGAGCUUCUCUGAUAGACUCUCUGCUGUCUCAGAAAAGCAAAUAGAUUCUGUUGCUGUGAUGCGAUUGGUGCAAUUCUGCCGCCAAGGAGAUGAUGGAAGGAUCAGGGUUGGCGUUGAGCAGGGUGAAGGGCUAGGGGUCAUUGACCUUAAGGCCUAUGACUCUUCAAUGCCAACAACAAUGAAAGAGCUGCUGGAGAUGGGACCAAGGGGCAUGCAGUGUGCACAGAGGGCGCUUGACGCUAGUCCUGCUAAGUGUGUGGUCCCCAGUGCGGAAGUGAGACUGCUCUCCCCAGUCCUGGCCCCAGAAAAGGUGGUGUGUGUGGGAAUGAACUACCGGGACCACUGCCUGGAGCAGAAUGCCCCUAUCCCCGAAGAACCAAUUAUUUUCAGCAAGUUCCCCAGUGCUAUCACUGGGCCCUUUGAUGACAUCAUACUACCCAAUGAGAGCCAGGAAGUGGACUGGGAGGUAGAGCUAGCCUUUGUGAUUGGACGAAAGGGGAAGCAUAUUAAGGAAGAGGAUGCUAUGUCGUACGUGGCAGGUUUCACAGUGGCCAAUGAUGUCAGUGCACGGGAUUGGCAGUUGAAACGCAAUGGGAAUCAGUGGCUUCUGGGAAAAACAUUUGACAGUUUUUGUCCUCUUGGCCCCGCCUUAGUGACCACCUCUGCUGUGAAGGAUCCCCAUAAUCUGGGUAUCCGCUGUCUGGUGAAUGGAGUAGCUGUCCAAAACAGCAACACUAACCAGCUAAUCUUUAAGACUGAGCAAGUGGUGGCCUGGGUUUCACAGUUCAUGACAUUGUCUCCAGGUGAUGUGUUUCUAACAGGGACUCCUCCAGGUGUGGGUGUGUUCAGGAACCCACCAGUCUUCCUUAAGAAAGGAGAUGUGGUAGAGUGUCAGAUAGACCAGGUGGGGGUCAUACGCAACAAUGUUGUCUAACCUUUGAAUUCUGAAGCUGCCUGCCCAUUGGUCAGCUCUUCAAUCAACCAAUCAUUAUAACUGAUUAAUUCAACCUUCCUUGGACAGAAGUGCCAUUAUUGUACUCCACUGUAAAUGGGGUUAUAGAUUUAAUUUGUAUUUAAAAAACUGUUUACACAGGCAGUGUCAUCUUGCUGAAAUAUUAGCGAAAGCUCUGAAAAAUCAAUUAAACUACUGUCACAGCCAAAUAAAGGUUAUUUGAAAAUUGUCACUACAAAUGUUGCAUAUAUUUUGUGGAAUCAGGGUGAUUAUUAAAAAUAUAAAAUUGAAAA
Messenger RNA from Esox lucius (northern pike), 1632 nucleotides. RefSeq names its product fumarylacetoacetate hydrolase domain containing 2A (gene fahd2a). Bases 350 to 1321 code for a protein of 323 amino acids. Gene Ontology annotation, molecular function: hydro-lyase activity. The transcript has 9 exons. The record is from RefSeq and is a predicted model, not a curated record. Lineage: Eukaryota; Metazoa; Chordata; Actinopteri; Esociformes; Esocidae.